AGGCCUGUAGUGCGAACAUGGUGCAAACCAACGAACAGAUACAGUGCAAACCAAAGAACGAUCAACGCUCGUAUGAUCGGAGAGCGCAUUCUCAUCUGUCCAAACUUUGUAGGGCAACAAUCCAACAAAGUCCAUGGCUAUCAAAUCUUCUAACAUGAAGCCCCUGAAAGACGACCCUCAGCGAUACAGAGACAUUUAUUACAACGCAUUCUACAAGAUGGCACUAAAAGAGUUCCUUUUUGAAAAAGUGACUCAAUUUUUUGAUACGACGGUGAUGAUGAGACUCACCCGUGCCUUCGAAGGUGGUGAAGAGUUCGGUGUUCUAGGAGUGGGACUUGGCGGUGGGCCACAUGAGCUUCACUUCAUGAAGAGUCUGCGAUCUCAUUUCUCAUCUAUCAAUACUGUUGGAGUGGACCCCAGUGAAUCCAUGCUGAACAAGUUUCAGCAGAGAGUAGCUGCGUUGGAACCCAAUGACGAAUCUUCCGUCUCAUACCAGUUGUUCAACGGUCCAUUCUCUGAGUUCUUAGCCGGAAGUGCCUUGUCCAAAAACAAGUACAAUCUCAUCACUGCUAUCCAUUCACUGUACCACCUCGGUGACUUUGAGACGACCUUCACCCAACUAGCAUCCAUGAUGAAAGACAUGGGCUUCAUCCUUGUUGUUUGUGCAAAAGAUAACCUUAUGACCAAGACUUUCAACAAGUUCACGUGGAUGUCAGAAAACACGCAAACGCUAUCAGGACUAUCUUCCACGAAGGUUCGAGAGUUCGCGCAGAGUCAAGGCUAUGACGUCACCACUGUAUACAUACCGAUGCAGUGGGACAUCACUGAAGUGUUUGACGACCAGUCUGAAUUUGGUAACAAACUCAUCGAUUUCUUCACCCAAUUUGCAUUUUUUCGGCAAACAGCGCCCUCUGAGCUGAUUGAUGAAUUGGUUAAUUUUUGGCGUUCAGUUUCGAUUCUGGAUGAAAAUGGACGUGUUCUAGCUUUAUCCGACGAAGAAAUUCUUCUGAUCUCGAAAUAAGAUCUUUGGUGUGGUCCGUCCGGGAGGGACGUCGCGACGUUGGGUAGUUCUGCGGGUUGACAGACGGACGGGCCAAAAUCAUAUAAAAUGCUUGAAAUAAAAUUAUUUGUUGGUGUAGGCCUACGACCAAAUGGGAUAAUUCAUUCUUGAUAAACCAAAAUUCAAGGACCCUUGAGCCAAUGACGGCCGUUGUAGUGUCCAAUUUUCAGCUAUCCUUUGUCAGAAACAUACUUAUCACCACAUUUAUUAUUUUCAUCAAAGUUUAUGAGGGUAUUUUCAGUUAAGCCGGGGAUGACGCAGUUUUAACGGUGCUCUCAGUAAAUUGAAAAAUCCCUCACCA
This is a messenger RNA of Lytechinus variegatus (green sea urchin), 1361 nucleotides long. RefSeq names its product histamine N-methyltransferase-like. NCBI's taxonomy places the organism in Eukaryota, Metazoa, Echinodermata, Echinoidea, Temnopleuroida, Toxopneustidae. The record is from RefSeq and is a predicted model, not a curated record. The transcript has 3 exons. Bases 134 to 1021 code for a protein of 295 amino acids.